GGCUACGUCCCCGGCUUUGUUGUGCUCGCCCGCCCGGGCUCACGGGCGAGGGGGCGGGGAAGCGGAGGGAAGGGAAGCGGGGAAGGCGGCCGCGUCUCCUCCUCCGCCUCCUCGGUCCCGCUCAUGGCGACGCUGGGCACAUCCGGGCUUCUCCUCCUCCUCCUCCGGCGGCCGCCGCUGCCCUGAGCGCCCAGCGCGACUCCAUUAGCGCCUCCCCUCCCCCCGUCUCCCUUCCCGGACCCAGAGGCAGGGGGAGCCCCGGGCAAGGCAGCGCCGAGCCCGUGGAGCGGCCGGGGACAUGUCCAACCAAGGGGCCCGGCGGAACGGGCCCGUCAAGCUGCGACUGACAGUACUGUGUGCAAAAAACCUGGUGAAAAAGGAUUUUUUCCGACUUCCUGAUCCAUUUGCUAAGGUUGUGGUGGACGGAUCUGGCCAAUGCCAUUCUACAGAUACUGUGAAGAAUACACUUGAUCCAAAAUGGAAUCAGCAUUAUGACCUAUAUAUUGGGAAGUCGGAUUCAAUAACAAUCAGUGUGUGGAAUCACAAGAAAAUUCAUAAAAAGCAGGGAGCUGGUUUUCUGGGUUGUGUGAGACUUCUCUCAAACGCAAUCAACCGCCUUAAAGACACUGGUUAUCAGAGAUUGGAUCUGUGCAAACUUGGGCCAAAUGACAAUGAUACUGUUAGAGGACAGAUAGUAGUAAGUCUUCAGUCCAGAGACCGAAUAGGCACAGGAGGACAAGUUGUGGAUUGCAGCCGGUUAUUUGAUAAUGAUUUACCAGAUGGGUGGGAGGAACGGAGGACUGCUUCUGGAAGGAUCCAGUAUUUAAAUCAUAUUACACGAACAACUCAGUGGGAGCGACCAACACGGCCAGCAUCUGAAUACUCCAGUCCCGGCAGGCCACUGAGCUGUUUUGUGGAUGAGAACACUCCAAUUACGGGAACAAACGGUGCGACCUGCGGGCAGUCAUCGGAUCCUCGGCUGGCAGAGAGGAGAGUCAGGUCACAGAGGCACAGAAAUUACAUGAGCAGGACACACUUGCACACUCCUCCCGAUUUACCUGAAGGAUACGAGCAAAGGACGACUCAGCAAGGUCAGGUCUAUUUCCUGCAUACUCAGACUGGUGUUAGCACUUGGCACGAUCCGAGAGUACCCAGGGAUCUUAGCAACAUCAAUUGUGAAGAGCUUGGUCCACUGCCUCCUGGAUGGGAGAUCCGAAAUACAGCAACAGGCAGAGUUUAUUUUGUUGACCAUAACAACAGGACAACGCAGUUUACAGAUCCACGGCUAUCUGCUAACUUGCAUUUAGUCUUAAAUCGCCAGAAUCAACUUAAGGACCAGCAGCAGCAGCAGCAGGUGGUGUCCCUGUGCCAGCUCCCCGACGAGGCUGAGUGUCUCACCGUGCCGCGCUACAAGCGAGACCUCGUGCAGAAACUCAAGAUCCUCAGGCAAGAGCUGUCACAGCAGCAACCUCAAGCUGGCCAUUGUCGUAUUGAGGUCUCCAGGGAAGAGAUUUUUGAGGAAUCCUACAGGCAAGUCAUGAAGAUGAGGCCAAAAGACCUGUGGAAACGAUUAAUGAUAAAAUUUCGUGGGGAGGAAGGCCUUGAUUAUGGAGGUGUUGCCAGGGAGUGGCUCUACCUAUUGUCCCAUGAAAUGCUGAAUCCAUAUUAUGGUCUCUUCCAAUAUUCCCGAGAUGAUAUCUAUACACUGCAAAUUAAUCCAGACUCUGCAGUCAACCCGGAACACUUAUCGUAUUUCCAUUUUGUUGGCCGAAUAAUGGGGAUGGCCGUGUUUCACGGACACUAUAUUGACGGAGGCUUCACGUUGCCUUUCUAUAAGCAGUUGCUGGGGAAGCCAAUUACUCUGGAUGAUAUGGAAUUGGUCGACCCUGAUCUUCAUAACAGCUUAGUCUGGAUCCUUGAGAAUGAUAUCACAGGGGUUUUGGAUCAUACGUUUUGUGUAGAACACAAUGCAUACGGGGAAAUUAUUCAACAUGAACUGAAACCCAAUGGCAAAAGCAUCCCUGUGACAGAGGAAAAUAAAAAGGAAUACGUCAGACUGUAUGUAAACUGGCGGUUUUUACGAGGAAUUGAAGCUCAGUUUCUGGCUCUACAGAAGGGAUUUAAUGAAGUAAUCCCACAACAUCUGCUGAAGACAUUUGAUGAGAAAGAGUUAGAGCUCAUCAUUUGUGGACUGGGAAAAAUUGAUGUUAACGACUGGAAGGCAAAUACUAGGUUAAAACACUGUACCCCAGACAGCAACAUUGUGAAAUGGUUCUGGAAAGCUGUGGAGUUUUUUGAUGAAGAGAGGAGAGCACGACUUCUCCAGUUUGUGACUGGCUCCUCCCGAGUGCCUCUGCAGGGCUUCAAAGCACUACAAGGUGCUGCAGGCCCACGACUAUUUACAAUACACCAGAUUGAUGCCAGCACUAACAACUUGCCGAAAGCUCAUACCUGCUUUAACCGAAUAGACAUUCCUCCUUACGAGAGCUACGAGAAGCUCUAUGAGAAGCUGCUAACUGCUAUUGAAGAAACGUGUGGGUUUGCUGUGGAAUGACCCUUCACAGCCUUCCCCAAGACUCUAUUUAUACUCCUGUCAGCCAGAAAGCCCUUCCCUCAGCCAAGACUCAAGAAAUGCUUGAAAUACAGGAAACUUUCCCUUUUCUACACUAGGACACUGGGAGGGAAAGGACAACUUUGGAAUUUUUUUUUUUUUUUUUUUUUUUUUUUUUUAUUUCAAGAAAAUAGGUUCUGUGGUUUCUGCCAUAGGAUCAUUCAGCUGCUAUUAAAAACUAGUAUCUUGAACAUACAGAAUGCUGACUUUUCCUACAUUUCAACAGUUAAGCAGUAUUCUAUACUUAAAGACUACUACUAUUUUUGUAAUAGGUAAUCUAUUAUAUUUGCCUACCUGAUUUCUAUUCUCAGAUACCAAGACACAACUUCAGCAGUCGGUACAAGUCAUGUUUCAGCCUGUUUUAGAUGUAUGAUACUGAACAGCAUCUAUUCCUGCUAUUUUUGGAAAAAAUAUUUUGGAUUAUUCUAACUUUGCAUAAAAUUGGCUGAAAAAAUCAUUAAUCUUUUUAAUUAAAGCCACUUACAUGUUAACUGCGUUUUCUUAUAGUAAAACAUUAUAUUCUGCAAUGUAAAUUCGAACUUAAAUGUUACCACAGGGGGCUUUUUUAUAUUUUUCAGGCAUGAAUUACAAAUACGAUGUUUUGGGAUUCUAUUUAUAUCACGUCAGAUUCCUUAAACAAAUUUCUAGUGUGAGUGACACAUACUGUAUUUGGUACAGUACUUGUGUUGAAAUGUAGAAUAGACCUUUUUUAAUGAACAGUAGACGUUUUGAUUUUUUUAAAACAGCAUUUUUCUAACAAGUGUGUCAAGAGUAUUUUUUGUUGCUUUUGACUUUAAACACUGCAUUUUCCAACUUUUUAAGUGUGCUGGUGAGGUGACAUUUGACAGCAGAAGCCUCUCAGCAGUUCAUUUCAGAAACCAUCCUGUCCAGUCAACCAAAGUGUGUUUGAAUGCAGCCAAAUCACAUUCUGUAUUUGUUGAUGCUAAAGAUAUAUCAGGUAAAACAUGUUGUAAUCUUUGUCCAGCUGCUCAUGACAUGUGGGUUUCAGUUACAACUAGGUAAAAACGGUGUAUGAGCUGAAAUAUGUGUAAUGUGCUUUGCAAAUGAGGUUUUAAAAGCACAUAAUUUAUUGAUUGUAGGGAUGGAAGUAAGUAUAUAUAUGAAUUAUAACAUGGGUUGAUCUCUUCAAAGGGGAAAUAAAAUGCACUACCGGUAGAGGGAACUGAACUUCGAAGUUAGUUUGACAAUUCUCAGUUAAGAUCUGUCUGAUCUGCUCGUGGUGGGUAGAUAAAUCAGUCUGCUUAAGAGAUGGUGGCAUUCUCUUCUCAGCGGUGUGAACAUUUGGAAUAAGUAGCUGUUUUUUUCUAAUCAGUGGUGCAUUUUGUUAAUUUAGGUUAUGAUUAGUCAUCAAAUCUGCACUAUUUUUACACUGCUAAUGAGAAGAAAGUCAGGGGUAUUGAAAAUGCUGAAAGAAUGGGAUGUAAAGAGCUGUUCCAUCUUUGCAGUGUAAGUCUCACAGUGAACUGGCUAAUUUUCUGUCUGUUCUGUAGAGCCUGAACUUAAUUUUGUUCUGCCAAAUCUGACUGCUGCAGUGAGUAAACUACUGCUGGAUGUUGAGUAUUAGGAUAGCGGGCAAUGGGCUGCUGUUGUAGAAUUGUGGUAAGAAUCUGAUGAGCCAAAUCCACAUGCUCCUUUUAUUUUUUUUUUUUUUUUUAUUUUUUGUACAGCUGUUGCUGGAAGGUUUGUUCUAAGAGACGCUUCCCAUUUGGGGCUGGCUGCAGGGAUGAGGCUACUUAGGGAUGUAAACAUAAAGCUAAGAAACUUGCUUUGACAACCAGGUUUGAAAUAUGUCAGACCCUUUUUUUCUUCAUUUCAAGGGCCAAUUACACUCAUGUACAACAGCCAUUAUUUUUGCAUCUCCAGCUGUCAUCCCCAGUGCACGGCUUUCAGAUAGUCCUCUUACCAGAGAAGCCACCACCACAUCUGGCCAGGUUGCCUGGGAGAGCAAAGUAGAUCGUUGGCCAGGGUUUUGUACUCAGUUCUGCUGCCUGCGGCUGGGACCACUGCUUCAGACGCUCCUGAAGCCUUUUCUCACAUCUCCCACACUCCCCCCUGCCAAGUUUUGAGGUGUGCUGUCAAUUCUGUGUACAGAGACUUCACAGGGACAGGUUCUUUUGACCCCUUUACACAGACAGUGUUGGACAAGUGGUUCUUUAUUCCCCCCCCCUGCUCUUGCUCAGGCUCUGGCUGCAGCCUCCCUAGUCAUGAAGCAUGAAAAGUGUAAAAUGCAGCUUGAUCCAGCCUUUGGGAGAAGCUGGUACUCUGGUAGGUGAUUGGAGGGGAGAGUGCUCUCUGCACCAGGCAGCCCCCUCAGCACUGGCUAAAAAUCUGUCUCUGUUGUGGCUCCUGACCACACCAUCCACACCCACCUCCCAGCAACCUUCUCCCUGUCAGCCCGCUUGGGCUGGUAGAUUUUUGAAGGCACAGUUAUGGCCACCCUUAUGUCAUAAAAGCUUUUUUGAGGAGGAAGAGAUGAGCUCUGCAGAAUAUAGACUCUGACUCAGCUGAUAACUACCGUUCAUUUUCACAGCAGCCUUAGCAGUACGUCUGUUCUGCCAAACAUUUUGGCAGGGCAUAGUUGGUUUUUUUUUUUUAAUUGCCACAGAUAAAUAUUGAAAUUUAAUAUAUUAUAGGCAAAAGUAGACAAAUCUACAUUUGAAUUUCCAUAGCUGACAGAUGAGGCUGAAUAUACCAAGUAUCUUGAGUGCCUUUCUACCUUCCUAAUGACUGAGAGCUUUAACGAAAGCACCUCAUCAGUUGUUUAUCUGAAAAUGUUAAAGGGUUGAUUCCUUUGCAAAAUUUUGUUUCGAGAUCUUGUCAGCUACUUUCCCCUCAAAAAGGUGCUAAGCCUAAUAUUGCAUUUUAACCUUGGACUUUUCACCCCAUGAUUAAUGUGAAUAUUUAUUUCAAUGUGUCCCUCUUACUGGGUUUUACUUUAUCCAGUCUUUAGUUGUUUUAGAGAGAUGUCACAUCAUGGUUUUAUGCUGUUGCUUUUCAUUAUGAAUGUUUAAUUAUGAACAGUGACUUUUGUAGAUUUCAAUAUACAGUACACAGUUGAGUUUCAGAGGAUUUAAUUUCUCGGUGUAAAGAGUUUUGUAAUGGUGCUUUGUACAGUAUGUAUUCUAAUUUUUUUUGCACAUAGUUUCAGUUUCCCUAAACUGAUUUAUUUGUACCAAAUUUUUGUGUUGUACUAAAGUCCAGAGCACACAAGCCGUUUCUUAAAUUCUUGGUCUACAACACUACGCCUGUAUUGAAUUUCUGGUGCAUUUAAACUGGCUGCAUUGAUGGAAGUAAAGGCUUUGCUUCUAUAUCCCAAGUCUGCAUCAUACAGCUUAAUGUAGCAUGCUCUGACUGCUUCAGAUCUUAAACAGCACCACACAGUUAUCAGGUGCCAUCUAUUGGACUUCACACUAUGUAGUAGGUUUCUGGCUCUGCCACAUCCUCAGAGCUUUGUCUGUAGUUGUAAUUAGUUAAUACAAGUGUAAUUACUCCUCCACAAACUGACAGUUCUUAGUUUAUCAUUUCCAUUGUAUUUAUUACAGAGUGUUUUAGCAUUGCUAUCAUUGUAUUUUCACCCAGCUGUUACAUGAGCUUUAACAAAAAAAAAAAUCUGUAUAAAGCGGUUUUUAAGUACUUAAUGUAUGUACCCAUGCAGAAAUUGAGCAAUAAAUUGUAUGCUGUUUGCACUGUCACAGCAUCAAUGGUUUUAAAAA
Molecule: messenger RNA, 6345 nt
Organism: Calidris pugnax (ruff)
Lineage: Eukaryota; Metazoa; Chordata; Aves; Charadriiformes; Scolopacidae
Gene: SMURF2
Product: SMAD specific E3 ubiquitin protein ligase 2
Exons: 19
Coding region: 299-2554 (751 amino acids)
Biological process (GO): negative regulation of BMP signaling pathway; ubiquitin-dependent protein catabolic process
Molecular function (GO): ubiquitin protein ligase activity; protein binding
Source: RefSeq, a predicted model, not a curated record